Messenger RNA from Mercenaria mercenaria, 12970 nucleotides. RefSeq lists its product as uncharacterized. Lineage: Eukaryota; Metazoa; Mollusca; Bivalvia; Venerida; Veneridae. The transcript is spliced from 43 exons. The record is from RefSeq and is a predicted model, not a curated record. Bases 805 to 10068 code for a protein of 3087 amino acids.
AGCUGUAAAGAAUAAUAGUUUAUUAUUUUCAUAAUUUUCAUAUUUUGGAAUAUGACCAAUUCUUGCUGAAUUAGGAAAUUUUGUGAUAUUUUACUCAUAUAAAGAAAGUAAUAUAUUUUUAUGCAUAAAAUAACACUAAAUCAACAGAAAAGAGUUGAAGAAAUAACUGGAAAAUUACUGGAAUUAAGUCUUUGCUGUGGUUACUUAGCUCCUAUGGAAAUAUGAAACUUAAUCAUUUCCUAACUUGUUUUCUUAGUAAAAGGAUUUUCAAGAUAGUUAGCAGUUGUAGCAAUAGAGGUGUGUGUGUUGACUUUUUGAACACUGGUUAGACACAGUCCCAGUUUGUAGUGGAACCAGUGCUUGAUUGUUUCCUGUGUUAAGGUGUAUGGACAAGAAUCAGUUGUUUGUAUCAACAGAUCAUUUCAUUGACUGACAUGUUACACACCAUUGACAGGACCAUCAGUUCCUCAACACAAACCCCGGAAGUGAUUGUACUGCAGUCAAAGUAUGCCAUGAUGUCUGUAGUCGGAAUUUGCAUCAGGACUUCGGGAAAAACAGUUUUCUAGUUUGAAAUAGAACCCAAAAGCACAGGAAAUAGAAACUAGUAGAUGUAAAUUGAAAGUUUUAGUAAAUAUAGACAUUCAACCCCAGUGCAACAGUUUUGUACUUUUGGCAGUUUCUAGAUGAACUAUGUGAAAAUUAAUUUUUUCAUUAAACUUAUUUCAUGUUAUUUGUAGUCGAAAUCUUUAACUAAAGAGUGUUGAUCAUUACAUGGACUAAAGUCAGUUAAGAAAUAAAAUACUUAUGGAAGGGAAAUCAAAACAUAGAGUGCCAGGUAUCCUUGUACAAGCAGAUAGACCCACCGUAGGGCAUGUUUCUAGCUUUGUAGACCUAUUUCGACAAACUUUCGCUAGUGUCAAGUCUGUACCAAACACUGGAUCAACAUCUCCUCGCAGUCUACAAGUUCUGAAUGGUGGAGGUUUGUUAGGUGAUGAGAUUGUGAACAAUAGAAUGAGUUCUCCUCCAAAACGACAUCUUGCAGACGUACGUUAUUCUUCUCUGUCACCAAAGCAACAUGGAAGACAUGACAAGCAACACUACGGCUCAGCAGGAGAUGUCACCUCUGUCUCCAGGAUGAAUGAGAACAACAAUGCUCCAAAGAAACUGAGAAAGGAAACAACCUUACCAGAUAGUACAUCCAACCUUGCCACUGACACUGUACCUCCCUCACUUGACAAAGUCUCACUUACACCUCCCUUUCCUUCUAACGAACACAGUAGACAAUCUGCAGGUGCUGGUAUAGAAAUAAGCACAACAUCAGGAGAGAUACAUGGAGAGAAAGUCAGUAAACUUAGAACCAAACCAAAAGAAGUAAGGGAAGAUACAGCUUUCGCUGCUGGCACUGACCAUGUCGAAAGUGAUACAAGUAGUGUAAAUGAGAAUGAUAUGGUGGACUUGAAACAUCUACUGGAUGUUAAAACAGUUGUAGAAGCUUUUGAAAGGAAAAGAAUUAUGAACACAGUUGAUUCAGAUAACAUUAAUCUGGAUGAAUUUGGUGCUGUUGGUGGAGAGUCAGUUGAAGAAGUUCAAGGGAUUUUACAAAAAAGCCCUUCUGAUUCUCCACAGAAAAAGUCAUCUUCAGUACAGUUUAAUGAUGAAGUGACUGUGGAAAUGUUUUCACAAACUGAUCCCACAGCUUCAAGCACCACCAAGGCAACAUUAGCACAAGGUGAUGGUCCUUCACCAAUUGCAAGUCUGAGACUUUCUAGAGUCACAGCUCCCAGUGAGUCUGGUUUUGAAAGGGAAAUAACCAGAAAACAAAAUCAGCAAUACUUGAAUGAAGCAGAAUCUUCUGCAGAGGUAAGUCCAGAUUUUACAAAAUUAUCAGCCAUGCAAUCUGAAAUGAAGAACAAAGAAUCAAAGCUUGGCAGGAAAAAUAGCGUGCCAAAACUUUUAUCACCUGCUGAAUUGCUACACAGAAAACAAAAAGCUGCUGCUUCUAAUCAGAUGCAAAGUGCAAGUAUAUUACCUUCAACUUCUACAGGAACAGACCAAAACAUUCACCCAGUUUUGCAAGGAUCUGAAACAACUGAAGACGGCAAAAAAUCACAGCCAGUAGAUCCUGGCAGUGUUGGAGGCAGAUCUAGCCCUCCUAGUGAUGACGAAUUUCCUUUACCUUUUGAUUCAGACAUAACAAUGCCUGGGAAAAGCAAUGCAUAUGGCAAAUCCAUGGCACAGUCUGGCGCGAAUAGCAUUUCUGACGAAAAAUGUAUUGACAGUAAAAUUACUGAGAAUACUCAUUUAUCCAUUACAAAAUCUAAUGAAGAUAAUUUCACAUUGUCUGGGUAUGAAUUUACUGAGUAUAUGAUUGAAACAGAUACACAUAAAGACAGAAAAGAAUAUGAACAAGGAAACGGUAUUAGAAAUACAAAACAUAUGCCCUUCCCUACAUUACCAGAGCUCCAGCAGAAGAUACUAAAUGAAAAUUUUAAUGUUGCGCAUACUUACCCUGCUACAGCUAAUAGAGGUCAUGGUCAAUUUUCAGCAGAGAAAAAGUCUGUAGAUACAAAAACAGUCAGUUCUGGUUUAAGUUAUACACCACCCUCAAAACUACACCAGAAGGUUAUGGACAUGGUGAGAUCAGGUAUAAUUACACCAGGAAUAGGUGCAUUUAGCUACAUUGCCCAACCAGAAUUAUGCAAAGUGCAACAAGAUAUUGAUAAAAGUACCAUCAAAGCUGAUUCAAGUAAUGAAUUACCUAUUUCUGAUGAACACUACAUUGUACCUUCAAAGUCUAAACCUAAGGAUGAAAAUCAAGAAAAGCUUAAUGUACUAAGCCCUAGACUUGGUGCCUUUAGCUAUUUGUCUCCUCCAGAACCACUGAACAAACCUGAAGAAUUAAGUAAAAAUACUGCAAGAGAUUCUGCAAGCAAAGAAGAGGUCAACACCAGUAACGUGGUAGAUAUAAAAUUACCUGAAGAGAAAAGCAUCCAAAAUUUAAAAGGUCUGCCUUAUAAAGCAUUGUUGAAGGCAGAAUUGAAGGAAUUGGAGCAAACAAAAGAAAAGGCAAAACAUUGGAUGAAAAGAAAUAAGAGGAAACAACAUUUGGAUAGCUUAUGGAGAUGGACACAAAAUAAUUCUCAGUCAGAUGUCCUGCUUAAGAAGGCUUUGUCAAAUGCAUCCACUUAUGGUUUGAUGAGUAGUCAAGAAAGUUUGAACUCUGGUAUAGAUAGUGAAUUCAAAUGUGAUAAUGACCAUGAUGUUGACCGUGAUGUUGACCAUAAGUUGAGAGAAAAGGACAUGCAUUUAUAUUGGAAAGAUUGGAGUGAUGAGGAAAAAAAGGAUGCUGUACCUAAAAAAAUGUUCAAAGGAACUAUAAGAUACAAUCCGCUAGAGCCACGAAAGGAAAAUGUUGAACAGUGGCAAAAGAGAUGCAAGAGAAAAGAAAGGUUGGACAACAUACAGAGAUGGACUCAAGAUCAUUCUCAGUCUGAUAUCCUGCUGAAGAAAACAUUAUCAAAUGAAUCAACAAGUAAUGUCAUAAGUAGUAAAGAAUGUCUGAAUUCUGACCUUUAUGAGAGUACAAGGAGAGACGAUGACGAAUAUAUAAGAGAAUCAGAUGGAACUUGUCUGCAUGAAACUCUUGCAUACAUCAACCAUAGACUGAUUAAUUUCUUGUUACGUAUCCAGGACAAGCAUGUUAAUGACAUUCCAAUAAGUGAUGAUGAUUUUAAAGAGCUAAUGCUCUUACAGUCAUUAAUCACUGAAGUAUCAAACCAAAUUGAAGAAGCAGAAAAGUCAGUAGAUGAGGUAAAGUCAAAUUUGACUGAUGAAGAGGCUACUGUUACACAAGACGAAGAGAGGAUCUUGUUGAAUAAACUGAUGCAUCAGCUGGCAUGGGCAAGAUGCAUGCUGUUUACUGCAUGCAACAGCAUGGCUGGUAAAAUAUCUGAUCUUAGAGGAACAUCUGUUGAUUCAAUUGAGAGUGGGUACUUAGCUGAGACUGAUGCAGAUGAAAAUGAGACUGAAUCAUCUGUUGAUGUUAGGAUAUUUCCACAAGGAAGUUUUAGUUUGUUCAAGAGUAUAUCAAGUGACACUGGCUAUACUGGUGAUGUAGAUGAUUCUGAUAGCAGGACUGUUAAUUCCAAAGAAUUUGUAGAUAAAUGGUUGUAUUCAAAUAAGUUUUCAGAUGAAACUGCAAAAACUAUGUCAGAGAAGCAAGAAGUAAAUGAUACAAAGGUAAAAAGUAAUACACAUGACAAAAAUGUUGAUAGAAAGAUGGAACAGAUUCAGACUGAAAGCUGUAAUCUGGAUAAAGAUGAAGCAGAUAAAAGUGGAGAUAUAUCUGUCACUGAAGAUUCAUUAGAAGUACAUGUCCCAGAGAGUGAAGGGAGUUCAGUAGAAUUUUCACCAAGAACAAUCAAGAUGAUGACAUGUUUGGAGUACCCUGAGGAUACAAGGGAAGUGGAAGUGGAUCUUGGCCCAUCUUAUGUAAGGCUAGAUAGGGAGGGAUGGUACAGUGUCGAAGAUGAGGCAGAAGGGAUAACUGCAGAUGAUUUACAACACCAUUUGUUGCUCAUGGAAGGGUCACCGGACAGGGGUCAAAGGUUGUUUGGGUCAUCACAGAAUCUUGACAGGAGAGAUGGUGGUGGGGGAAAGAGGAAACAGGCAUCCCGAAGUAUGACACCUGACUCGCGUUUCAUGCUUGACAAGGAAGUUACGGAGAGUCAGAAUCGCAAGCUUCAGACAGAGAUAGCGACGUUACAGACCGAGAAUAAACUGCUGAAAGAGAAAUACAACCGUGCUCAAGGAAGGAUCUCAGACCUGGAGACCCAGCUGUCAGAAGCUCAGGAAGAUCUCGGUAACCUACAGGAAUCUCUGAACCAGGAAGUGUCCGAUCUCUCAGCAAGGACUAAACAGGAAAUCAGCAGAGACAGGGAUGGUCUCGAGACAAAGAUCUUGGCUCUGUCAAAAGAAAAUGAGGCCUUCAAAUCUGAGAUUUCGAGUCUAGAGAAGAAAUUAGAGAGCUCACACAGGGCAACAGAUAUGGCAAGACACAACUCUGAGAAAUCUCGCACGUUAGAGGCACAGAGAUCAGAAAUAUCCUCUUUAAAGGAAGAGUUGGGUAGAGUGAAGGCACUGCUAGAGCAGAGUGAGAGACAUCUACAUGAUGAGGAGGAAAGACACAGUGCUGCAGGGAAAGAAAUAGUCAAACUGACAGAACUGAAAAAUGCUUUACAACAACAGUGUGACACUGGGGGAAGUGCUCAAUAUACUGAUAAACAGCUAAAAUCUCUGGAGAAGAGACUGAAGGUAACAGAGGAUAGGUUACACCAGGAACGUGCUGACAGGGCUAACAAUCUUUCUGCUGUAGAGGACAAACUGCUCACAGAAAAUGCUAAACUCCAGGCUUCAGAGAAGGAAUUAAGUCGGCAGCUGCAUCGCGAGAAGGAAAAGAACCGUAAUUUCGAACAACGAGUCAAACAGUUACGUGAAGAAAAUGAGAAAUUACGAUUAGCUAUGCCAUUUGAUGAUGCGGCACUUCUAUCAAAUAAGGGAAAUUAUGAUAUACCAUACAGUAGUCAUAGUAACCAGAGAGCUGAAACUAUGAAGCACAUUUCUGAUGAUAUGAAUUAUAUACUGUCACAAAUUGAGAAACAAGAUGGCCUCCAAUCCUGCGUUGAUGAGGAAAUUAUACGUACACUCUGGAACAAACGGGAACUGGCAUAUAGACAGUUGCGGGAAUAUGAUCUUCAGUUUCAGGAGUUACACAUUACUGAUAAUAACAUUGCUGAUGGCCUCAAGAACUUGAGAGAUACGUACGGUCAAGCAGAGUCAAAGUUACGAGAGAUGGAGGAGCAAGUAGAGGAUGCUAAGGCUCAUGUGUCAACCUUAGAUGCUACAUAUCAACAGCAACUCACUGUGUUAGUUAAUGAAAGACAUGAAGCAUUUGCAAGAUUGAAAACAGCAGAAGAUCUGCUGGAGGCAGUAAGGGCCGAGAACGAAAUGUUACAUUGUAAUUUGUCAGUUGGUCAGUCAAGUCUGGGACACAGGCAACCAGGUGGACAUACUGGAAAGAAUGCUGAGGCUUUACAAGCUGAGGUUACAAACCUGGAAAGUAAGGUAUCACAACUGACAAGAGCCAGUCAGCUGAUGGAGGCGGAGCAAAAAACUAUACAUGUUCAACUUGAUGCAAGAGAUCAAGCAUUAAAGGAUGUACAGACAGAGUUAGAUCUGGCCUAUAGUAGGCUCAAGGGAGAUGACACAGAGGACAGGAAACAAGAGAAAAUAGACAAACUCUCUGCUCAGGUGAACAGUCUUCAGGUUGAACUGAGACUUAUAACAGACAAAUGUAACAGUAUAUCCUCGGAAAAUACAAAACUAGAGUCUGAUAUCACCAGUCUGAGGAAACAAGCUGGUUCACACAAAACCCAGCAACAUAAAUCAGAACAAAGUGACAGCAAGACUAUACACCAGUUGAAGGAUGAUAUUGAGGAGAGAGACAGUAAGCUAACCAGUCUAACUAAACAACUAGAUGACCUGGAAAACCAGCUACAGAAAACCAGACAAGAUCUGUAUAUAGAACAAAUGCAUACUGCAGAAUUAGAAUCAGAGAAUGAAAAUCUGCAGCAGACAGUAAGUCAGAGGGCCCAGAUGUUUGAGUCUCUGAGUGGCAGUGAGAGAGAGCAGCUGGCACAGUACCAGAUACUCAAAGAAACACUGGAUAGUGUCAGUCAGGAGCUCGCACAAAAACAUGCACAGAUAAUAUCCCUGGAUGUGAACCUCAGCGGAGCACGAGAUCAGUGUGCAGAGUUGGAGGAGGAGGUUAGAAGACUACGCAAAGUUCAGUCUGGAGGUGACGAGGAACAGGAGGGGUUCACAGAAGACGAGCAGAGCUCUGCCCACCAACUCAAGAUCAAAGAGUUAGAGAAAGAAAGAUCUCUUCUCAAGCAAGAAUUAGAGCAAGCAUACAGUGCAAUACAAGCAUCAGAGGAACAGUACCGUACACUACAGACUGAGAGUGCUCAGUUAGAACAAGAAUUAGUCAAAGAAAAAACAGUUAUUCUACAAAUAACUGCAGAAAAAGGCGAAAUAGAGCAACAUUUAGAGGAAUUAGCAGAAGAGCAUGAAUCUUUGAUACAAGAGAAGACACAGGCUGAGGAAGAUCUGAUAAAGUUAGAGACAAAACUGCAGGAAAUAUUACAGAAAUACGAGACCCAGGCCAGGAAACAACACAACAACUUUGAACAGGAAUACCCGGGACUUCCCCCAGAGGCACGGCAGCUUAUAUCAGAACUGGAAGCUUUGACACUGAUAGUAGAGGGUAAAGAAAGAGAGAUCAGUAUCUUCACUGAUAAACUCAACCGUCAGAAUAUAGAGAUAGAUUUCUUGCAUCGUAAAGUGGAGUUGGUGCACAAUGACAGUAUAGCAAACAGAGAGGAUAUAGCUAGAAUGAUCUCAGAGCUCACACUUAAGAUGAAAGAGGCAGUAUCAACAAGGGAGGUAAAUCAGUUCCUGGUAGGGGAGAGAACCAAGCUACAGAAUGAGAAAACUCACCUGGAGAAGGAACUUGACAUUGAGAGGAAGAACAAUGAUGAAAGGAAGAAAGAGAUCCAGGAUGUUAUAAGAAAAAUUGAGAGGACUGAAACCAGUCAGAAAUCAACUGAAAAAGAUUCUCGUAAUAAAGACAAUGCUAUUAUCUCCCUUGAAUCAGAAUUACGCAAUACAAAACAUAACUUAACAGGAAUGGAAACAGAAGUUGCUCAGCUGAGGAAUAAAUUAGAUCAUUUGAACGAAGACCUUAAAAACUUAACGGGUAUUAAUGGAUCUUUGGAGAAACGUCUAGAAACGGAAAAGAAUUCUCUAAUGGAGGAGAAAAAUGCCGUUUCCAAAUGGAAAGAGGAAUAUAAGACAUUAUCUCAUGACUUCGAAGUUUUACAGCAUGACCAUACCCUGCUGUGUGAUAAAUACCAGACGGAAUUAGAAACUGUUGAUAAAUUAAAAAGAGAGCUGGAGGUGAGAGAGGAGGAGGUAUCAACAAUGAGGGAAGAUCUCAGCAACACUAAAGUAGAGUUAGACAGUAACAAAGGCCAGCUCCUCAUCACCAAGGACACUGUACAGAAAUUAACUCAGGAUAAAAGCACCAUUUAUCAAGACUAUGAGGGUAUGUGCCGCUCACUUACAGAGAAGGAACGACAGUUAACUGAGCUAAAAGAGAGAACAAGUGAGAAAAUAGAGCAUCUGAAAAAAGAACAUAUGCAAGAAAAGCUUCGAUUGGAGCAAGAUAGGGCAGCGGCAGUACAAGAGAAAGAUAUGGCCAAAAAAGAGAUGGACAAUAUAAAUGAACAGCUGAGACAGAAAGAGAUACAGCUCAACACGUUUGGUAAAACUUUACAGGAGUUGGAAUCAGUUACAAGAGAGAAGAAACGACUAGAGGCUCAUCUCCAGAAUCUGGAGUCUUCUUCAGGGGACUCCAAAGUGCUACUUGAUGGACAGAGAAAGGAGUUGAUGGCCCUUAAUGAAGCCCUUGCCAAACUGCAGGAGAGAAAUACACGUUUGGAAGCUGAGAACCACACCGUUCAUGCUGAUCUCAAGGCCCAGAAGGAAUCUGGGAACAGGGAGGCUCAUGAACUGAGUAUUGCAAUAAAUGAACUGAAAUCUCAGCAUGAGAAUGAGCGACACUACCUCAAUGAUAAUCUUAGUCAGACUCAGACAAGAUUACGUUCAGUGGAAGCAAGUCUGGCCUCGGCAGCCAGUGAUCGAGAUUCCCUGCAGGCAAAAGCACGUCUACAUGAAAACACGAUAGAAGAACUUCAGUCAAAGAUGUCUGACGAGAGUACAGGACGUAGGUUGGCAGAACAGUCUGUAGGAACACUGAGGCUUCAGCUAGAGGAUAUGAAAAAUGACAAGAAUGUAGCUGAAGCGAGGUUUGUGGAAAUGCAGAACCAGCUGAUGAAGGCAGAGGAUAAAUUAAAGAGAGAGGAGGAGAAGUGUAUGACUCUGUCUGCACAGCUUCAAGAAGUGAAUGCUGUCUCUCAUACCACCAGAAGUAACAUAAAAGCCAAGUCAGAACAAGUGGAUAUGCUGCAGAAAGAGAUCUGUAACUUGAAGCAAAUGAUAGAAACGCAGAAGCAGAAUCUAAAUGGUAAAAUGAAGAAAUCAACAUUAGAAUAUAAACAACAGAUUGAAAAUAUAGAGGAGGAGAAAGAUAAGUUACAGUUACAGAAUCAACAGUUAUCAUCAGAUCUCGACUCCUGUAGGGAACAUAUUGCUAGUAAAAAUAAAGAAAAUCUUAAGCUACAAGAAGAGAUAUUGGUGCUGGAAGACAGUGUGAGGGAGUGCAAGGUGAAACAGAAACAUGCUGAGGACACACUACGUGUUGAGGCAGACAAACAAGCAGAACUUAAUGCCAGCUUGGAAAUGGAGGAGAAAUGGCUUCAGCUUGAAGAUAAAUGGUUUGAGGCACAAGAGGAAGAACUGAAGAGACUACGCAACUUCCUUGCCAAGAAAGUGGAGCAGUCUGGUGACUCAGAUAAAACCAUGUGGCAGGAGAUGAAUCGUGUGAUUCAAGAUUUGAGUAGACAGAUGACCAGUCACUUGGACUCUACAAGAGGUGGAGACAAGGACAAAAGUCCAGAGUCAUUGGUAUCUAGAUUACGAAAACAGCUUGCAGAUACACAAGGUGAACUGAGCACGGAGAAAUCGCUCCACCAGAUCACGAAGACAUCAUUGGUGGCACUAGAGGAGGACUGUCAGAGACUGAGGAAACAGCUACAUCAGCACAGGAGACGGGAUCCACCUUCAGGAGAAAAGAAACAUAAGAACCGCAUGGAGGCCAUCAAUGCCAUAAUUGCUCGAUCACAGUCACAGGCACAAGCUCUUCUAGCUUCUGGUGGUUACUUCGAUGACAGCAUGGUCAGCCCACGAGUCCGCUCACACCAGCCCAGUCCCAGAGUUGGCUUCCACAGUCCACGUCAUGCAGAAUCCCCCGACAACUCCUACAGUGAAGAUUUGUCUGUUGCCAGUCUACCUCCAAUGCAUUAUGGUUUACCAGCCUCUAAAUCAUAGUAUAGCUUGUACAAACUGUACUGUACAUUAAAUUAUAGUUACUGUACAGUUUGUGCGUACUCUUCUGUUCAGUAAAUCAUAGUUAUUGUUUAUUUGCAUACUGUACUCAGUAACUGGCUAUAGAGAUUAGUCGUCAUGAAUUAUUUGUCAAACGGAUAAAACUGCCAGUUUCCUAAAGAAGAUAUUGUCAGUAACAGUGAUAUUAGAUCAUCUGUAGAAAUAUUUUAAUAAAUAGUUAUUUAUUAAUUUUGACGAUAUAUUUGUUGUCUGUAUUUAUAGGCCUAAUAUUUUAUAUGUUUAUAUGAAUUUCUGUAGAAUUUAAGUCAAUAGUUAUCCGUCCACUGUGUUUACAUAUUCUCUUUAUAUAAAAAAAAACUUUUGUAUUAUAUCAGUCAAAACCAUUUAGUGGUAUGUAUGAUUGUUUACUAUAUGAACUACUAGUUACUUAGUAUUGGAAUUUAAGUUUAGCUUCCGUCCACUUUAUUUAAAAAAUUUACAUACUAUAUAGUUAUCCUGAUUAUAUUUCUGUUCAUUUCCAUUGCACAUUUUUAGUUAUUGUACAAAAUUGUCUUGAAAGUGUUAAAAUUAAUUACUUAAUAUAUGGUGUGUUUCCUGUAAAAUGUUUUAAGCUACAAAACUUCUGAGAUUAAUAUUUGUGAUUUAUUAUUAUUGUACCUGCAAUAUCAGAUGUGUAAACGUUGGAAAUGUAAAGGGCAUUCCUUGCAAUAUAUUGGUAUAAAGCAGUAACGGUAAUGUGUUCAUAGCCAUUAAAACAAUGUGUCUCAUAUAUCCUGGCAGAAUUUUGGGUCUUCACUGUUUUUAUCUCAUAUUUCAUCAUUUAUUCAGAAAUAGGUUUAGAGCCAUUCUGCAAAACCAUGAUAUUAAUUUCAAGAUACUAGUACUUGGUUCUUCAUGAAAUAUUUUUUGUGCCCACGUUGCUCUUGUUGGUCUGUCUGUUCUGAUCAAUAACUAGAUAAUGCUUUGACCUGCUGUUAUCAUAAGUUGGAUCACAGUGGUCAUUGGUAAAUCCUAAGCUUUUUAUGUCAGCUGGUCAAAGGUCACAGUGAUAUUGAAGCUGGAAACAAUUUCCACUCCAUAACUAAUAUUUAGGCCUACAUUCCUACACAAGUGGAUAGUCUGUAGACAGUAGAUGACCCAAAAUGUUUUUUGAAUCAUUGAAAAUGGUUGCCAUCCAAUAUCUGAAGCACUCAUAGGUUCAAAGCCUCCAGGUUUUAUAGUGUGAUUCAUAUCGUUUUAGGGUCAGUGCAUUAAAGGUCAAGUCAACAGUGACCCUCAGGUCUGUUCAGUACCAGAAAAUAUUACAUACACAGUUUCCUCUGAUAUGUGUUUACCAAUCUUACUUCAUAACUGGUAGCAAAACCUUAAACCUGAAACAACUUUUUGUUGCAGUCAAAUCAUUUUGGCAAUCAUUUCAAGGUACUCAAUUACAGGAACAUGUGUAUAUAUAUAUGUAAAUGUAUAUCAACAUUUCAGGUUAUUCGCUGCAACGACUGCCCCUUGUUUAACAAUAUGUUUAUCAUCAUAUUAUUAGGCUCAUCUUGCAUACCGUAAUAAUGUUCCAUUGGUAGAUAUACAGUGUUAAAAUACAUUGACAUCAUGACUCAUUCAUUUAAAAGGAUAUUAUUCAUACUGGACUACAUGAGGGAAAUUGAGCUAUCUAAAUUAAAAUUAAGUGUAUAUAUAACUUCUGAGUAAAACCCACCAUUGUAUUGUCUGUUAUAUGUAUGUUCAAUGUUUACACAUGUCUGUGAUACACACUAAAGCACACACCAAAAAUGCAUUUGGAAUCUUAAUAUAUUUUAAAGAUAUUCAUUUAGUUUUAUUGCAUGUGAUAUUAAUUUUUUUCUGUGAUGUGUAAUGUAUCUGUCUGUAUUAUUUUUAUCUUACUUACAUUCCAAAUUAAAGUUGUAUACAUUAUAUAUCAGUAAAUGUGCUGUAAUAAAUAAUACCUAUUUUUGCUAGAAGCUAGUAUAGACACUGUUAUACAAUAUUUUAGUGUUUGGAAUAAGUAAUUGUUCCUUCCGACUUAAAGAAACUGUAAAAGAAAAAACAGAAUUUUUAUCCUGGAUGUAGAAAUGUAGUAUUUUUUUUUUUGCAGUAAAUCAUAGAAGAAAAUAUUUAGUCAAGCAAUAUGCAUAAUGUAGAAAAAAAUGUUGAUAAACUUUUGUGUCAAAUUUUUUCAAGUCAUAUAUUCUUUCUGCAUCCAUGGUGCAGAUGCAAUAAAGACAAAAUGCAACUUUCAGCUUGACUGUUGGAAGAAUAGGUAGAGCUAUUGAACUCACCCAUUCAUCUGCAUCAGCUUUCCAAUUUGAUUAGGUUAUAUAAGUAAACUGUUAUCUCAGUAUCCACUUGAAACUUUUUAAAGUUUUUCACUGCUGCAGUGAGUUCACAGGUUUUAUAACUCUGUUUUGCUUUUUUACAGUAUGCCCCCUUUUUGACUAAACAUUUUUUGGUGUACCCGGUAAUCUGUUGUCUCAGGAAGCAUAAGAUGGGAAAGUUCUGUAACUCAGAAUUGUUUCCCCUAUGUCUAUGUAUUCAUUAUUUUAACUUUUUUAAGUGACGUUUUUGAUAGUCCAGAGUUCCAAUACUUUCACAUUGAAUGAAUAUUAAGCUGCAGUUGUAAUAUAUUGAUGAUAUUGUAUUGUAUUCCAGCAUUAAACAUUUAGGAAUUCUUGCCAGUACAAACUGUUUGGUAUUGUAUGUUUGUUUGUUUUUACAUUGAUUGUGUUAUCAAACUUGUGAAUCAUUCCGUCUUCAAUACCAUUACCAUAGGUUUAUAAUCAAAUGUACUUUAAAUUAGUAUUAUAUCUAAUCAAUCAUAUUUUGUACCACUAUUUAAUGUUAAUUCUAUUAUGCAAACCUGAAUAAAAGCAUUAAUUCA